AUGAAGGGGACCUGGGGGGCUCUGCUGCUGCUGGGCCUGGAGAUACACCUCUCCCUCGGCGUCAUCCCAGCCGAGGAGGAGAACCCGGCCUUCUGGAACCAACAGGCAGCCCAGGUCCUGGAUGCUGCCAAGAAGCUACAGCCCAGCCAGAGAGCCGCCAAGAACCUCAUCCUCUUCCUGGGAGACGGGAUGGGGGUGUCCACGGUGACAGCCACACGGAUCCUGAAAGGGCAGUUGAAUGGUAAGCCGGGGCCUGAGACAUCGCUGGCGAUGGACCUCUUCCCGUACCUGGCUCUCUCCAAGACAUACAACGUGGACAGACAGGUGCCAGACAGCGCAGGCACAGCCACGGCCUACCUGUGUGGGGUCAAGGGCAACUACAAGACCAUUGGCCUGAGUGCGGCUGCGCGCUUUGAGGAAUGCAACACGACCUAUGGGAACGAAGUGGAGUCAGUGCUGAGCCGGGCCAAGAAAGCAGGGAAGUCCGUGGGCGUGGUCACCACCACCCGAGUGCAGCAUGCCUCACCUGCCGGCACUUACGCCCAUGUGGUGAGCCGAGACUGGUACUCAGACGCCGACAUGCCUGCCCAGGCCCUGCAGGAGGGUUGUCCAGACAUCUCUGUGCAGCUCAUCAGCAACGUAGACAUCGACGUGAUCCUGGGCGGGGGCCGCAAGUACAUGUUCCCCAGGUGGACCCCAGACCCCGAGUACCCAAGCCAGAGUGGCUUCAGGCUGGACGGCCGGAACCUGGUCCAGGAGUGGCUGGACAAACACCAGGGGGCCCGGUACGUGUGGAACCGCACAGCCCUCCUGCAAGCAUCCCAGGAUCCCUCGGUGACCCAUAUCAUGGGCCUCUUUGAGCCGGGAGACACAAAAUAUGAUGUGAACCGAGACCCCAACCAGGACCCCUCUCUGAUGGACAUGACCGAGGCGGCCCUGCGGCUGCUCAGCAGGAACCCCCGCGGCUUCUACCUCUUUGUGGAGGGGGGACGCAUUGACCAUGGUCACCACGAAAGCAUCGGCUACCUGGCGCUGACAGAAGCUAUCAUGUUCGACGACUCCAUCGAGAAGGCGGGCGAAAUGACCAGCGAGGAGGACACGAUGACCCUAGUCACUGCUGACCACUCCCACGUCUUCACCUUCGGCGGCUACACCCUUCGGGGGACCUCCAUCUUAGGGCUGGCGGAGGGCAAAGCUUCGGACGGCAAGGCCUACACGUCCAUCCUGUAUGGCAACGGACCCGGAUACGCUUACCCUCGGCCGGACGUCAGUGCAUCCAUGAGCUGUGAGCACGACAGCCCUGGGCCAGAGGGCUCCCAGCUUCGGAGGGUCGACCGGCUGCUAACCUAA
Messenger RNA from Echinops telfairi (small Madagascar hedgehog), 1350 nucleotides. RefSeq names its product intestinal-type alkaline phosphatase. The transcript is spliced from 11 exons. The coding region runs from base 1 to 1350 and encodes 449 amino acids. Lineage: Eukaryota; Metazoa; Chordata; Mammalia; Afrosoricida; Tenrecidae. Gene Ontology annotation, cellular component: plasma membrane. Gene Ontology annotation, molecular function: alkaline phosphatase activity. The record is from RefSeq and is a predicted model, not a curated record. Gene Ontology annotation, biological process: dephosphorylation.